Messenger RNA from Urocitellus parryii (Arctic ground squirrel), 153 nucleotides. RefSeq names its product diphthamide biosynthesis protein 3-like. Lineage: Eukaryota; Metazoa; Chordata; Mammalia; Rodentia; Sciuridae. The record is from RefSeq and is a predicted model, not a curated record.
AUGAUGGUCUUUCCGGUGGAGAUUGAGGGUUUCCAAUAUGAUGAGGACUCCAAAACAUAUUUCUACCCCUGCCCCUGUGGGAAUAACUUUUCCAUCACCAAAGAUCAAUUUCUGUGUGGAGAAACAGUCUCAGGUCCUUCAACCAACAAAUAA